CUCUCUCUCAAGCGACGUCCAUGGGCUCCCCAACUAUUCCCUGAUGCUCAAGCAAAGACUGGGUUGAUGGCAACAUAUGGCCUAAUUUUCGGCCACAAAACGAUCACAGAAAAAUAUCUAACUUCCAGUGGAAUUAGAUCUUGAGACACGCUCAUCACUUCAGUGAGCUGGUGAGCACUCCACCACUGCCUCUUUAAAUCAUCCUCGCUACGUCAUCAAUAUUAAAGGAAUUUUGUGAAAAGCCUGCGAGGAAGAAUAGGAGCACUGACGAGCUACGGAAGGAUUCGAGUCGAGAGGAUACGAAACUGAUUCAUAAAAGAAAGUUAGAGGGUAAUAGGAUGUAUAUAAUGAGCGAGUGGUAGGUGUGUAUGUACGCAGUCCCGCCAAGUCUUCUGCCAAAUCUGUCGAACAAAAGUACUGAAUAAGUGAUGGACGGAUGAACGCGAGAAAGUCUAGGACAAGAGCUAAGGCUGAUAGAGCCUAACGUGUACACUUAUCUUGGUUCAUGUACACGCCUUAGUGUUUCAUCGUCGGGCUUGAGAGACUCUUACAGCAGAACAGUACAGAUUGCUACUAAAAGUUUACCGUCACCAUAAAGUCACCAUUAAGUAGUCAUGUGCGAAUCAAACAUCCACGUGCAGUUGUCUAGGUGCAUCCAAUAUUGGUUUAGCGUCUCCAUGGCAUCUGACGAGACGCUGGGCGUUGGCGAGGCUGCAUCUACCACUCGACAUACUGCAGCAAGACGCGGCGGUGGCCUGGCACUGUCUGCGAGGGAACACUAACUCCUAUUUAAAGAAGAAUAGCCAGGGCUAGAGGAGUCUUGCGGCAGCAUCAAGUUUGACAAGAGAGGGAAGAGAAAACGUUCAAAGGCAUCCAAAUGGCCUCUAUUAGCAAUCCUUUCAUGCUGUUACUUCUGCUGCUGCUGCUGUUGCUGAUUUUGACAGUGAACGGUCAAGAUGUGGAAAAAAGCGGCGUACAGGUGAUGGAGUUCCAGAAAGACGGAGUGGCCAGCUGGUGGACCGUGGCAGAGUACCAAGGCAAGCUGGACCGAGGACGAAAAAUGGAUUCUGUAACCUUGUGCGGCCGUUUCAAGCUGUACUUCCUCCACUCACGGAGUAGCUUCUUCCAGCUCUGGGACCGCUCGCUGGAUAUGGACGCCCAGCUAAAAGGGGAGCUGUGGCUGGACCGCGUGAGGCCUGUCAUCGCCCACCGCUGGAACUUUCAGCCUCUUAAAGUCAAGCUAAGGACGUACAGAUGGUACCACAUUUGCUUCACGUACAACCACACGGACCACCGCUACCUCACCUACAUAGACGGGGAGCUGGUCUACGACAUGACCUACGACGUGGGCCGCCAGAUCUGGGGCGACUACGCGCGUCUGGGUCAGAACGAGGAGCUGAUGGAGAGCUACAGCGGCGCGCUCUCGCAGGUUAAUGUGUGGGACUACCCGCUGAGCCAGAGCUUCGUGCAGGAGAUGGCGCAUUGCAUGGAAGACCACCAGGGCAAUUACAUUUCGUGGGAGGGAGGCUGGAAACUCAACAACACCUCCGAGUACUACGUGUCCCUCUCACACUUCUGUAACCACACCCGAGACACCAUCUACUUCUGGUUUCCCCAACGACCACGGCAGUUUGCUUUCUACAUUUGCGAGGCCUUAGGAACACACCUGCCUCUUCCAAAAACUAUGGAGGAGGUGUACUUUUGGUUCAAUCUUUCUGCCAACACCUGGCCCAAUGAAAAGAUGCGCUGCAGAGAUAAUUUCUGGACAUCCCUUAUUGACAUGGAGGAAGAAAACACUUGGGUGACACACUAUGACAACGCCCCAGCCCUCCAAGUGGCCUGGAAGGAUGGAGAACCAAAUGGCAUAUUUUAUGAGAACUGCGUCAAAAUCGAGCCAAUUGGUUUGGCGGACAUUAACUGUGUCACAAACAUCAGGUGUUCGAUAUGCGAGUUCAAGCAGCUGCAGAUUUUCUCCUUUCUGGGGACUUGUGAACAGGAGCUGCGCAACAUAAAUUUCAUUGCCUACCAAGAGGAGAUGGGAGGCCUGUUGUUCAAGGGUUACGGGGAGUACCACAUCAAGAAAGAUGGCGACGAGUGGGUGUGGGUCAACGUGGUCAAGAACAAGACGCUGGCCAGGCUAGACCCUAACGCUCCGAUGGGCAUGCCGAUGGGACGGCGAGUUUGGCACCUGGAAACUAAAGUGUGUGACCAGAUGAAGGGACCGCGUACACUGGCCCUCACUCCAUGCGAGGACGGAAGCUACACCUGCAAUGACGCCACUUGCAUACCCCAUGAGAACCGCUGCGACCUAAAGUACGACUGCCAGGACCACAGCGACGAGGAGAACUGCGACCUCAUCACCAAGCCAGUAAACUACAAACAAGAUCUUCCCCCAAGACCAAACAAGAAGCAAGGGCUUGGGAGUUUGCCGGUGGGUCUCAAAAUCACCAUAGAAACUGCAACCAUCGAGACGACAAAGAUGACCAUGCAACUCACCUACGAUCUGAAGAUGAUUUGGUACGACAACCGUCUCACCUUCCUCAACCUUAAAGCUAACAACAGCCUCAACAAAGUGACCCACAGCAGCAUGAUCACUCUCUGGACACCUAUCAUUGGAUUCACCAACACAGGUGACCACCAGCACACAGUAGUGGACUUGGAAACGUCCCUACACCUGCAGCAACUCACACCCUCCAGGGAGAGGGACCCCGGCGCCCCUGGGGAAGUGGAUCUGUAUCCUGGGGGAGAAAAUGAACUCGUGCUGUCUAGGAAGUACAACACCAUCUUCGUGUGUGACUUCGACCUGUCACUGUAUCCGUUCGACUCCCAGCACUGCGAUAUGCACCUCAAGAUGCUCGCGGCCUCCAGCAACUACCUCGCUUUCAAUGACAACGCCACGUCUGCCAUAUACGUCGGGAGCGAGCUGCUGCUGGAGUACCACUUAGGCCAGCCCACGCUACUCUAUGACAACAGCCGGGAAUACAGUGAGGUCAAGGUUCGUAUCCCUCUGGAGCGUCGUUCAGGUUACGCCAUUCUCAACAUCUACACUCCCUCUCUCAUCCUUCUGAUCAUCAGCUACGUCAGCCUCUUUUUCCGCCCACACAUCUUCGAGGUGCGAGUGAUGACAACCCUCACAGCCCUGCUCGUCAUGGCCACGCUCUUCACACAAGUGUCUGCCUCGCUUCCCAAGACAUCCUAUUUCAAGAUGGUGGAUGUCUGGCUUCUCUUCUGUAUCGUCAUAAGUUUCCUGGUUAUCAUUUUCCACACUAUCAUUGACAAUACCCUGGGAGACAAGAUCAGCGGUAUGGCAGACACCCCGUUCGUGCCAACCACGAUUCAAGUGCAGCCCUUCGGUUCCCCACCUAGCACCCCGCCCAAGAAGUUCAGGACCUACGAGAAGGUAAGCGUCACCACUGCAGGCUACAUCUCAAUCGCCAGGUACUCCGUUUUCAUCCUCUUUGCCAUUUUUAACGUGAUCUACUGGAGUUACAUCUUUGGGUAAGCGCAGGAGGCUCAUUAUCCCGGCGAGAAGUUUAUGGAACUCUUCCCCGUCUCCUUUA
Molecule: messenger RNA, 3560 nt
Organism: Scylla paramamosain (green mud crab)
Lineage: Eukaryota; Metazoa; Arthropoda; Malacostraca; Decapoda; Portunidae
Exons: 3
Coding region: 878-3502 (874 amino acids)
Biological process (GO): regulation of membrane potential; chemical synaptic transmission; monoatomic ion transmembrane transport
Cellular component (GO): synapse; neuron projection; plasma membrane
Molecular function (GO): neurotransmitter receptor activity; transmembrane signaling receptor activity; protein binding
Source: RefSeq, a predicted model, not a curated record